CGUGCCAGCUCCGCGAUGCCGCCUCCGGAGCCCAUGCCCGGCUACGGGGAGCUGCUGCGCCGGGGCUACGGCAGCCUGGCGGCGGCGGCGCGGGGCUGCGGGGACUGCGGCUGGGAGCUGGCGCUGCGCACCUGGGCCGAGAACGCGCACCUGGGCUGGGCCGAGGUGCUGCUGUGCGGGAUCUGCGCGCUGGGCUGGACCGCGCUGCGCCGCGCCUGCUCCCGCCGCCUCUUUCGGCCCUUAGGGGAGUGGUGCCAGCUGCAGCCCAAGGAUGCUGCCAAGAUGCCCGAGAGUGCCUGGAAGUUGUUUUUCUACUCGGUGUCGUGGUCCUACGGCGCCUACCUGCUCUUCGGCACCGACUACCCCUUCUUCCACGACCCCCCCUCCGUCUUCUACGGCUGGCAGCGGGGCAUGGAGGUGCCCGGGGACAUCGCCCUGGCGUACCUGCUGCAGGGCAGCUUCUACGGGCACUCCCUCUACGCCACGGCCUACAUGGACACGUGGCGCAAGGACUCGCUGGUGAUGCUGCUGCACCACGUGGUCACCCUCACCCUGCUGGCCUCCUCCUACGCCUUCAGGUACCACAACGUGGGUGUCCUGGUGCUGUUCCUGCACGAUGUCAAUGACGUGCAGCUCGAGUUCACCAAGCUCAACGUGUACUUCAAGCACCGCGGCGGCGCCUUCCACCGCCUCAACGACCUCCUGGCCAACGCCGGCUGCCUGGCCUUCAGCGUCAGCUGGUUCUGGUUCCGUCUCUACUGGUUCCCCCUCAAGGUGCUCUACGCCACCUGCCACUCCAGCCUCCAGUCCGUGCCCAACAUCCCCUUCUACUUCUUCUUCAACGCCCUGCUGCUCGUGCUCACCCUGAUGAACAUCUACUGGUUCCUGUACAUCGUGCUGUUCGUGGCCAAGGUGCUGCUGGGGCAGAUGCAGGAGGUGAACGAUGUCCGUGAGUACGACCUGGAGGAGAGCAGGAAACCCGGCAAGGAGCCCGGGAUCCAACUGCCGCGGGCUCUGAAGGAAGGGCUGCACCUCAAGAACGGCCUCGUCAAGGACAAGAGGUUGUGAGGGCGGCGCGGCCGCAGGGCUGGCACUGCCCAGGAACCCUGCCAAGGACAGGCCCGAGGAGAACUGUCCCCCUGCCCCCCUGCCAGCCCUGGGGAGGACAGGCCACGGCCAGGACAGGGCCCCUCGGGGCUGGGCUGUGCCCUGGCCCUGUCCCCUGCACCUGCGGGCUCCCAGUUUGGCCCAGUUUGGCCGGGACACUGGUGGCUGUGCUGGCCAGGUGGGACCUGGGGCUGCCUUUGUGUCCCCGGUGUUGCUCCACGUCCCCAGCCCCGCUGUGACACCCCCGGACCCUCCCUCUGAGCCCUCCCAGCUGCUCCAGCCUGGGCAGCAGAGCUCCUGUCCUGCCCUGGGAAGGACCCCUGAGGCCAGCUGUGCUCCAGCUGUGCCCCAGGCCCCAGC
Molecule: messenger RNA, 1467 nt
Organism: Camarhynchus parvulus
Lineage: Eukaryota; Metazoa; Chordata; Aves; Passeriformes; Thraupidae
Gene: CERS1
Product: ceramide synthase 1
Exons: 7
Coding region: 16-1068 (350 amino acids)
Biological process (GO): ceramide biosynthetic process
Cellular component (GO): membrane
Molecular function (GO): sphingosine N-acyltransferase activity
Source: RefSeq, a predicted model, not a curated record